AUGUCGCACAUCAUACUGAAAUGGGUGAAUAGUGUCACAGAUGCCAUUGAAAAUUCUCCAUUCUCAUACCCCCAGAACUCUGCCACUUGCGAUCAUUAUGAGGGUUUUGGAUUACGUUUGGUUUGCUUCUUGGUGCGCAUGUGUAUGGAGGAGUUCCCUCUCAAGUUGAGCUUCACCAUGGAGCAGAUUCAUCAUGCAAGGAUGGUACGUGCAUAUCCCAACGACCCAACGACCACAGAUGAGAGGUGGGACGACGCCAUACAUGGUCUCAUGGUCUCUGUCUUCUUUGGCCUUCCCUCCAAUUUCCGUCGUGAAUCUGAGAAACACCCAAUCUCCAUUUUCCUUAUGCUCAUCAAUCUCCAUCCUACUACCGGAAACUUUCCCAAGUGCUCGACCAUAUCUGGAAGACUAUCUGCAAUGAUGUAUCUGUUUCGUGUCAUGGCUGUGAAGAUGAUCUGGAAGGAGGCUGAGAAAUGA
Molecule: messenger RNA, 477 nt
Organism: Cantharellus anzutake
Lineage: Eukaryota; Fungi; Basidiomycota; Agaricomycetes; Cantharellales; Hydnaceae
Exons: 2
Coding region: 1-477 (158 amino acids)
Source: RefSeq, a predicted model, not a curated record